This is a messenger RNA of Phytophthora nicotianae INRA-310, 2869 nucleotides long. RefSeq lists its product as hypothetical. Bases 29 to 2506 code for a protein of 825 amino acids. Gene Ontology annotation, biological process: ribosome biogenesis; maturation of LSU-rRNA from tricistronic rRNA transcript (SSU-rRNA, 5.8S rRNA, LSU-rRNA). Gene Ontology annotation, cellular component: preribosome, large subunit precursor; PeBoW complex. The transcript has 4 exons. The record is from RefSeq and is a predicted model, not a curated record. Gene Ontology annotation, molecular function: protein binding; ribonucleoprotein complex binding. NCBI's taxonomy places the organism in Eukaryota, Oomycota, Peronosporomycetes, Peronosporales, Peronosporaceae.
GGUUGCGAGCGCGUCAGUGUCAAUAGCGAUGGCUCGCGGGAAGAAGACGGCAGCGCCGCUCAAGGCGUCCACGCCCAAUGCCAAUGGCGGCAACAAGGGCAACAAGAAGACGGCGGGUAUUGCAGCGAAGAAGCAGAACAAACAGCAGGUGCAGACGCCUGUCAAGAGCAACAAACAACCCGUGAAGGUCGUGAAGCAGCCUGUAAAGGAAGAGGGCGAAAAUGAGGAGGAGGUCGACGAUGAGGCUAGCGAGACGGAGGACAGCGAUGAGGCUAGCGAUAGUGACGAAGAUGAUGGCGAGGGCAGCGACGAGUUUGAAGAUCAGGGGUCAUCCUCCGACGAUGACAGUGGUGACGAGGAGAGCGACGACGACGCUGAGCUCACUGAGCUUGAGAAGAAGACGCGUCGCUUCACGGUGGAUCGCGAGAAAGAGAUGCAAAAGAUGCGCGAGGAUGGAUCGCUUUCAGUGGCGUCGCAGCUACACGUGGACGAUCUGUCGUCUGACGAUGAAGAGAAUGUCAACACCAUUGGUAACGUACCGCUCCGGUGGUACGAGGACUACGACCACAUCGGUUACAAUGUGGACGGCAAGAAGAUCAUGAAAUCGAACAAUGGUGACGGCAUUGACGACGCUAUCGCUGCUAAGGAUGACCCAUACUAUGACCGCACGGUGUACGACGCGUACAAUGACCGCAAAAUUGUCAUUUCGGACCGCGACAUGGAGAUUAUUCGUCGUAUGCAGGCUGGUGCUUUCGCACACCCGGAGUUCGAGGCCUACCCGGACUACGUUGACAUUUACUCCUCGAACACAAUCAUCCACGCUAUGGGUAACGACCUUGAGCCCAAGAGCCGAUUCCUUCCUUCGAAAUGGGAGCGCAUGAAGGUUAUGAAGAUUAUGAAGGGUAUUAAGGAAGGUCGCAUCAAACUAGACCAGGAACCCGAAAAGAAGCCCGAAGUCUACCAGAUGUGGUUUGACGACGACCAGGCGCAGACUCGCAAGGGUCCGGCCCACGUGCAGGCUCCGAAGAUGCCGCUUCCUGGACACAUUGAGUCCUACAACCCUCCGGAUGAGUACUUGUUUACCAAGGAGGAGCGUCGCGCUUGGGAAGAAGCCGAACCGGAGGACCGUGACACGAACUUCAUCCCAAAGAAGUUCAAGUCGCUGCGUGAGGUGUGCGGCUACGGCGGCUUCGUGCGUGAGCGUUUUGAGCGCUGCCUGGAUCUGUACUUGGCGCCUCGCGUUAACAAGCGCAAGCUUAACAUUGACCCGGAGUCGCUCGUGCCGGAGCUACCGAAGCCUCAGGAUCUGCGUCCGUUUCCCAACACAUUGGAGCUUGUGUUCAAGGGCCACACUGGCCGUAUUCGUUCGCUGGCUGUAGACCCGUACGGCCAGUACGUGGCCUCAGGUUCGGACGACUUCACUGUUCGUAUUUGGGAGCUUGAGACUGCGCGUUGCCUGCAUGUGUACAACGUUGGUGCUGUGGUGCACAAGCUGUCAUGGAACCCGAACAAGGACCACCAGUUGCUGGCUGUGGCUGCUGCCAAGAAGGUCUUUAUCAUUGCUACCGGAACAGGUAGCGCAGACCAGACGGAACUCACCAAUGCGCUUGUGGGUGAUGCCAGUGACAGCAUUCAGACUUCCAAUGAUGAUGAUGGCAAGACAGAUAGCGCCAGUGGGGACGUCCAGGUCGUGGAUGAGGAUGAAGCCACUGUGGAGGCUGACGCGCUCAAGAAGAAGGUGCCGGUAACCUGGCGGUUCUACAGCGGCACCAAGGACAAGCACAAGUCAAAGAAGGCGGAUCGGCCGUGGCUGGAGCGUCGUGUGGGCACUGGUAUUCGUGUUGUGCUGCACCACACGAGCGACGUGAAGGACGUGGCAUGGCACUACAAGGGUGACUACCUUUCGACGGUUGCUCCUGGCGCUGGUGCCGGAGCAGUGCUGAUUCACCAGCUCUCGAAGAGGAAGACUCAGAACCCGUUCCAGAAGAGCGUGGGUCAGGUGCAGUGCGUGUUGUUCCACCCGUCCAAGCCAUUCUUCUUCCACGCUACCCAGCGCCACGUGCGUGUGUACAACUUAGUGAAGCAGUCGAUCGUCAAGAAGCUGUCUUCAGGUGUCAAGUGGAUCUCGAGCAUGGCGGUGCAUCCGAACGGUGACCACUUGCUAGUAGGAAGUUACGACCGGCGGUUGUGCUGGUUUGAUCUGGAUCUGUCUUCGAGGCCAUUCAAGACACUCAAGUACCAUGAGAAGGCUGUGCGCGACGUGUCGUUCCACGCCAAGUACCCGCUCAUGGCUUCAGCCUCGGACGACGGCACCAUUCACAUUUUCCACGCCAUGGUCUACUCGGACCUGAUGAAGAACCCGCUGAUCGUGCCGCUCAAGAUCCUGCGCGGCCAUGAGGUCUCUGGUGGUCUCGGUGUCAUGGCGCUAGCCUUCCACCCUGUCCUGCCAUGGGUGGUUACAGGCGGUGCCGACGGCUCCAUUCGCCUCUUCCAGAACAUUCACUAACUCGCUCAUUGUAGCGGGCUCGACGAUCCGAGCAACCAUCCGAGUGGUCGGCAAGGCAACGCUCCGUUUGUUGGAAACUUCAGUGCCUGUCGAAGCCAGCAACUCGUAACUGUGACGAUUCAAUAAUAGACAACGUGCAUACGGAUAUCGGAUCACACCGUUUCUGGCGGCUCCUUUAAAAGAUACACAUUCGUGGAAAAUAUAAUUGCGGCGACCAUGGCGAACAGCAAAUUGCUCGGCACAUGAUGACGGCAUGGUAACGUGAAGCCUCGCCUUUCCGCGACCAACAAAAGCCAGUGCAUUUUACCCAUUUUGAGCCACGACACAACGCUAAACUCGCCAAUUAAUCCUAGCCAAGAUGGC